This is a messenger RNA of Trifolium pratense (red clover), 2913 nucleotides long. RefSeq names its product probable disease resistance protein At1g61190. The record is from RefSeq and is a predicted model, not a curated record. Lineage: Eukaryota; Viridiplantae; Streptophyta; Magnoliopsida; Fabales; Fabaceae. Bases 971 to 2263 code for a protein of 430 amino acids. The transcript has 4 exons. Gene Ontology annotation, molecular function: ADP binding. Gene Ontology annotation, biological process: defense response; signal transduction.
UUCAUAGUCUCCAAAUGUUUGAAAAAUCAACAAAAUAAUAUAUACCUCAAAAUUUUAAGAUAAGAUUGAAUUAACACACUAGCUACCUUCUCGACUGUACCCUACCUAUCCCUUCUAACAAUCAACACAUUACAUACUAAUUUCUCACACAAAUUCUCAUUAAAAUAAGCAAAAAGGAUUCACAUCUUCAAUCUCAAUUCUCAAAUGAGCAAAAUCAGUGUCAACCUCAAAUCCUCAAUCUUAAAUUUUCUACUAAUUGUAAGCUUACGGGUGAUUGAAAAUAUAAGAUAAGCUCUUCGGCCGGCAACCAUGCUCAUCGGUCGAAAUUUUCGCUGCCGUCUUGCCGGUGAAACUGGUUUGCUUUAACCUAUGUCUAGCUUGAUCUCUUCGUUGACGAAUCUCACCGACCCAACAUUCCUUUUCGCCGGCGACUAUUCACCAAUGAUUUCCCCGGCGUUCAAUAUCAUCUUUCACCAGAAAAGGAAAAGGAACGAUUUUUGUUCAAUGGCUCAACAGAUCUCAUAGUUUGUUGUGUUUACUGUUUGCAAAAUAAAAAAAAAUAAAAAAAAAACGGUGGUGUUUUAUUAAUUGCAGACUUUUUACUUUUAUCAAGGUUUAAUAAGUGGGACCCAUUUAAUUUAUUGUUCCUUAAACAGUGUCCCAGGGGCACUGUUUAGCAGCACCCUUCUUUUAUUUGUUGACUUUCUUGUUUAAUUUGAAGUUACUACACUCAUCCUUAAUGUCAGGCUGCUGCAACAAUACGGUUGAUUUCAAAAAAGAAAAGAACUGAUUGGUUACACAUCGAGAUUUUGUGCGUGACAAAAUUGAAAGAACUCAUAAUAAAACUGGAAAGGUUAGCGAUGUUGUGUUUGAGUGGCUAAAGGAAACAGAUAUACUCAUACAACAGUUGGAGAAUCUGUCGGCACAAGCAAUAACAAGAAAACAAUUUAAAAAAUUGUUGAAAAGAGUAAUGGAACAGAACACGAAAGUACCUUCAGGAAAUUACAUUCAGGAAUCUUCAACUCCAAUUCCAAGUUUAGAACACUUCUCUUCAGGAAAUUUAAUGUGUUUUAAUUCUAGAGAGAAGAUCUCCGAUCAACUUUUUGUGGCAUUGAAAGAUGAUAGUUCUAUGAUUGGAUUGUAUGGUAGCCAGGGCUCGGGUAAAACAACAUUGGUGGAAGCAAUGGCCAAAAAAGUAAAGUAUUUAGAGAUUUUUCAUGAGGUUUUAUUUGUCAAGGUAACCCAAAAUUCAAAUAUUAGAACAAUGCAAGAUGAAAUUGCUAACUCAUUAAAUAUGAAAUUUGAUAAAAACAGUGAAUCUGGAAGAGCCAGAGAAAUAUUCUCAACAAUAGAAAGUAUGAAUUGUCCAAUUCUAGUCAUUUUUGAUAAUGUUCCAGCAAAAUUCGACCCAGAAGAUAUAGGCAUUCCUUGUAAUAGUAAUCGCUGCAAGAUUCUUUUGACCACUUGUUGCCAAAAAGAUUGUGACUUGUUGUCCGGUCAAAGGGAGAUUCAACUUGAUCCUUUAUCUAGACUGGAAGCUUGGAGUUUGUUUCAAAAACAUUCAUGUUUUUAUGAUGAUGAGAAAUACUCGAGAUUUGACUUAUUGAAUGUGGCAUAUGAAGUUGCUUUAGAAUGUGAAGGGUUACCUAGAACAAUUAAAGAUGUGGGAUCUUUCUUAAAAAGUAGACCAAUUGAAGAAUGGAAAACAACACUAGAUAUUCUGAAACAUUCAAUGGCCAAAUGGCAAAUUUUUCUUAGUUUUAGAGGAGAAGAUACACGUUACUCUUUUACAGGUUAUCUUUAUCAAGCUUUAUCUCAAGCGGGAUUCAAGACCUUCAUGGAUGAUGGAGGACUGCAUACUGGAGACCAAAUUUCACCCUCUCUUGUAAAUGCAAUUGAAGCAUCGAGGCUUUCGAUUAUUGUUUUAUCUGAAAACUAUGCAAAUUCCUCAUGGUGUCUUGAAGAACUUGUCAAGAUUCGUGAGUGUAUGAAGUUGAAGAAUCAAUUAGUUUGGCCUAUCUUUUACAAAGUGGACCCAUCAGACAUAAGGCAUCUGAGAAAAUGUUAUGGCAAAGACAUGGAUCGACAUGAAAAUAAUUUUGGAAUUAACUCAGAAAGAGUGCAGAAAUGGAGGUCAGCUUUGUUUGAAGUGUCUAAUUUAUCCGGAAAGGCUUAUACAACCGGGUACGAAUAUGAAUUUAUUCAAAAGAUCGUGGAAGAUGCCAAUCGUAUUAAAAGUCGUUUGCAAAUACGAAGAGCAUAAUAUGGACUUGAAAGAAGAUUUUUUUUUUGAUAGAAGAUGUUAAUCAUAUUAAAGAUGUUAAUCAUAUUAAAGAUUGUUUUGCAUAUCGAAGAUUAACCACAUAAAAGCUAUUAUGUAAGGUACGAACGUUAGCUCUUUCUCUAAAACAAUGAAGCCAAUCCAUAAGAAUACAAUGAAGCCAAUCCAAGAGUGACCCUAAGGCGACAAUCGGAACAGCAACCAGUUCCAGCUGAGCAAGUCAAUCAAAACACUAUGAUGUACACAUCGUCGAUACUGGAUGUUUUCUGCAUAAUGUAACAGGAUGGCAUCAUGGCAGUUAAAACAGGUUGAAGAGAAUUUAUCUCAGUGGAACCAAUGUUGGCCGAAGCAAUGGGUGUCAGAUGGGGCUUGCAGACUGCACUGGAAAUAGGCCUGAGGGACAUUACAUUAGCCACAAUCGAAACUACGUGUUGCCAACUUGAAGAAGUUUCUUAAAUCCAAAAUAGAAAUUAUUUUGCAGUGAAUUUAGAGCCGUGAAACCUCUGAGUUUCUGCCCCUUGUAUCCUUUCUGCAUGUGUAAUACAGAAAUUCAGUGAAUUAUCUGUGUGUUAUGUAUGGAGAAGUCAGAGAGUUUAUUGAAAGUUCACAUAUUAUUGCUAUUUUGCUAUUCA